Macrosiphum euphorbiae (potato aphid) is the source of this 693-nucleotide messenger RNA. NCBI's taxonomy places the organism in Eukaryota, Metazoa, Arthropoda, Insecta, Hemiptera, Aphididae. The record is from the annotation of a GenBank genome assembly.
AUGCAAGUACUUUGGAAUAAACAGGAUAGAUCAAGUCAAGUUGCUGAUGAAAUUCAUGAUUCGCUCAAUAAAUACAUUCAAAUUCCUAAUAUGACCCGUUGGAACUCUACAUUUAGAGCUGUUCAGUGUUUAAAAGACCAAUUAAAGAAGGAUGAAGAAAAAGUCCUAAAAAUUUGUGAUGUUGCAAACAUACCUAGAUUUGAUAAAAAAGAUAGAGAUUUUAUGACUGAUUAUUCCAUAGUUAUGGAACCCUUGGUAAAAGAACUCGAUAUUUUGCAAGGAGACAAAUCAGUUUGUAUGGGCUAUCUUCUACCAACAAUUAAUUGGUUAUCCAAACAAUUGGAAGAAUUGAGUUUAACUGGUGGUUGCUGCAAAGCUUUAGCUGCUUCUUGUGCCCAAGGUGUGGAAAAGAGGUUUAAAAAUAUGAAAAAAGAUAGUACAAUUAUUUUAGCGGCAGUAUCACAUCCAAAAUUUAAACUAAGAUGGCUGAGCGGAGAUGAAAAAAAGGAAGCAAAUGAUUUAUUACAAUUGGAAAUUGAUGAGACUCCAAAUUUUGACAAUAAUGAUGAAAUUAGUUCAAAAUUGCCUCAAGGUGAAGACGAAUUUCUCUUCAAUGAUGAAAAUGUUGAAGAACCAUAUCCAGAAAUUGAACGAUUUAUAAAUCCUCUUUAUAAAUCCUCCUUAUACAUCUGA